This is a messenger RNA of Dromiciops gliroides (monito del monte), 1297 nucleotides long. Its product is annotated as myosin light polypeptide 6-like. NCBI's taxonomy places the organism in Eukaryota, Metazoa, Chordata, Mammalia, Microbiotheria, Microbiotheriidae. The transcript has a single exon. The coding region runs from base 496 to 951 and encodes 151 amino acids. Gene Ontology annotation, cellular component: myosin II complex. Gene Ontology annotation, molecular function: calcium ion binding; structural constituent of muscle. The record is from RefSeq and is a predicted model, not a curated record.
GAAAGGAAGAACCCAAGGGACAAGCUGGCCUGGGAUGAAUGGGGGCAACUGGUGGUGUGUUCUGCUUUCACUUAUAUUUUAAAAGUAUGUUAUUUUAAAAAUUUACUGAUUUCUUUUAAAUUCCAUACCUGAGGUUAGAGCUGGAGUAUGUAAUUCAAUCUUCUCAAUUUUAGAAAUGAGGUAAAGAGGAGAUGAGGCUAAAUCACAUUUAUUUAAGAAAUUACAUGGCACUUUCACAAUCCUACAUUGCUCCCUACUGCAAAAGUCUAUCUUUUUAAAGACCAAUAUUUACCCAGUAACUCUCUAUAGUCUAGAAUAAUACAACACAAAUUUACAGAAAAGUUAAAAAAAGACAGGUGAUCUAGAAGGCAAUGUAAAGAUUCAUGGUGGAUAUAAGCAGGCUGUAAUAGAUGGCAUGCAUGAGAAGUGACAUAAAAAACAUUAUCAAGAAGCAACAUAGAGACCUAGCAGCAGAGACUGAGCUGCACGGCCAAGAUGUAUGACUUCAUGGAGGAUCAAACUGCUGAAUUCAAGGAGGCCUUCCAGCUGUUUGACCGCGUAGGGGAUGGAAAGAUCUCAUAUAGCCAGUGUGGGGAUGUGAUGAGGGCCCUGGGCCAGAACUCUACCAAUGCUGAGGUGCUCAAGAUCUUAGGGAAUCCCAAGAGUGAUGAGAUGAAUGUGAAGGUGCUGGACUUUGAGCACUUUCUGCCAAUGCUGCAGAUCAUAGCAAAGAAUAAGGACCAGGGCACAUAUGAAGACUACCUAGAGGGGGUUCAGGUAUCUAAUAAGGAACAGAACAGCACAGUCAUGGGGGCCGAAAUAUGGCAUGUCCUCAUCACUCUGGGUGAGAAGAUGACUGAGGAAGAAGUGGAAGUGUUGGUGGCAGGGCAUGAGGACAGCAAUGAUUGUAUCAACUAUGAAGAGCUAGUCUGGAUGGUGUUGAAUGGCUGAGAACAAAAGUCCCCUUUCCACAAAGAAUCCCCUAACUUUCUCAAUGUGAAAAUGAUCCUCUUGCCCCUGAAGCAACUAACUACAUUGUCAGGGUUACCAACAUCCUUCCAACCCCCACAUGUUCUCUUUGGCCUACCUACUCUCUGCUUUCACCAAAUAAACUUGCUCCUAAAAAAAAGAAGCAACAUAGAACAUGGAAAGACAUGUAUGAAAUAAUGAAGAGUGAAAUAAACAUAAUCAGGAGAAUGUAUAUCGUAAUAGUAAUACUGUUUGUAGAACAACAUGAAUGACUAAGUUAUUAUUUUUUUUAUAUUUACUUUUUUUAAAAUUUUUUUAUUUUAGUGAG